Nylanderia fulva is the source of this 1206-nucleotide messenger RNA. The record is from RefSeq and is a predicted model, not a curated record. Lineage: Eukaryota; Metazoa; Arthropoda; Insecta; Hymenoptera; Formicidae.
UAGUUCGCGCGCGACGUCACAGAUGGCGCGAGUCGGUCGGUAAAUUUGCGAGAAGCGGAAAAAGCGUGAAAAUAAAAGGAAAAAAUUUAAUCAUCUAUUCUCCGAUAUUUCAAAGUUCUUUCCUUUCGUAUGUUUUUAUUGCUCUUUAAUUUGCCGGUAAAAAAUCGUUUAUUUUUGUAAAUCUUCUACUUUGUGUGACCUUUGUAUAACCUCUAUGUAUUUUAUUUGGUUUAAAAAUAGCUUCGUUAUCACGAUAUAUAAUUAUUAUGCAAAAGUAAUUAUUGAUAUUGAAAUUUGAUCGGAUAUAAUGUAUGAAGGAUCCUUGGGAAAUAUCGAGGAUACUUUUGACAGUUGCUUAUCAUGACGAACGAAGAUGACGUGUGGAGUGAACUGGCGAACAUUCCCGCCGAUCCUCCCGAAACAAGGGACAAAUGUCAACAGUGCAAGAGACCUGUGCAAGUAUGUUGGUGCCCAGGUUUGCCGAAGCAAUGUCUCAACCCGGCAUCAAGAAUAAUAAUCUUACAGCAUCCAGCAGAGGCAAAGCGUUGCUUGCGUACGGUGCCAAUGCUCACAUUAGCUUUGGAAUCAGGGAAGUGCCUAAUCUUCAGGGGAAAGAAGUUUCCAUUGCCUAAGCACGAAGGCCUUUCAGAAAUAUUAAACGAUAAAAAUACUAUUUUAUUAUAUCCAUCUCCUGAUGCUAUUGCACUGGAUACGCUAGAUCCAGUUGGAAUUAACGAACAAAAGCCAUACAAUUUGGUUCUGUUGGAUGGAACAUGGCCACAAGCAAAAGCGAUUUAUCACUCGAGCCCAGCUUUAUAUUUUCUACGAGCUUGCAAGUUAAUUGGUGUACCCACUAGUCAGUAUGUAAUCAGGACGCAGCCAACAGAAGGUUGUCUCUCGACAUUAGAAACUGGAGCGAGUGCGCUUUCAAUUUUAGAAGGCGAUCCCGAAUUAAGAGAAAAGAUGUUGGGUCCAUUACAUUAUCUAUGUAGAUUUCAAUUAGAAAAUGGUGCUGUGACACACCAGAGUAAGGAAUUUCUUAUCAAACAAAAAAAUUAUCCCAAAUUAAUUGGCAAAAGACUUGCCAAACAGUUACGUAUCUUACCAGAUAAUACUUUGUAACAUUAGGACAUAUUUGAUCAUACAUAUAUAUUCUCAUUUCAUUGUUUUGGAAUAUCUGUUCAUAUCAAACAUUUUCUACAUUUU